AUGACAGAUUCUGAUAGAGUUCCUUUUAGUGGGGUAGAAGUAAUUCUUGAAUCUCGAGUUAUUGUUGAAUCCAUUCACCUAAGCAAGUCUGACAUAGAUGUUAAUCUCACUAUCAAAGGAGGUAUGAGAGGGGUGACUUCAAAGUUUCUAACUGAGAAAGCCUUUUCUUUUGUCAACGUUGGUAGCAUGGUGGCCUUUGAAGUUAUUUUUUCCUUACUCAUAUAUGGUUUGGUCUUGUUUCCCAACAUUGAUAAUUGUGUUGAUGUCAAUGCUAUGAGGAUCUUCUUGAUUAGGAAUCUGGUUCCAACUUUACUCGGUGACACUUAUUUCUCCAUUCAUCAUAAGACUUCUAAAGGAGGUGGAACUAUUAUCUAUUGUGUGCCUUUACUUUACAAGUGGUUUAUUUCGCACUUGUUGCGGUCUCAUAUCUUCAAAGAAAACAAGAGUUGUUUAAGGUGGUCUCAAAUACUUAUGUUUCUCACCAAUGAUGACAUACGUUGGUAUUCUCAUUUUUACGAUGACGUUGAUAUUAUUGAUAGUUAUGGGGAGUUAUCUAAUGUUCCUCUUCUUGGUACACAAGGGGGAACCAACUACAAUCCGGCUUUGGCAAGAAGUCAACUUGGGUUCGCUAUGAAGGAUAAACCUAAUAACACUUUGUUAGAAGGUUUAUUUUUCCAAGGGAAAGACACUAAAGGAUUCAAAGCUAGGAUGAUACAUGUUUGGCACAAUAUUCAUAGGAAAGGAAAAGGUAAGCUUGGAUUAAAGAACUGCAUAGCCUUAGAGCCUUACACUAGUUGGGUGAAGAAGAGAGCCAAAGAAUUCAAGAUUCCAUACACUUAUGAAAGAUCUAUGUCUUUAGUAAUGAUCAAAUCUCCCGCUAUUAAAGGCAUAAAAGAGUUGCAAGAGGCUUUGGAUAGGGUCAAGCAAGAAAGGUAUGAUUGGGAAGAAAAAUUUCACACCUCAGACCUUGAGAAAGUAGAAUUGCAGAGGUAG
Molecule: messenger RNA, 993 nt
Organism: Lathyrus oleraceus (garden pea)
Lineage: Eukaryota; Viridiplantae; Streptophyta; Magnoliopsida; Fabales; Fabaceae
Exons: 1
Coding region: 1-993 (330 amino acids)
Source: RefSeq, a predicted model, not a curated record